Hypanus sabinus (Atlantic stingray) is the source of this 2730-nucleotide messenger RNA. RefSeq names its product G-protein coupled receptor 52-like. Bases 675 to 1754 code for a protein of 359 amino acids. Gene Ontology annotation, biological process: G protein-coupled receptor signaling pathway. The record is from RefSeq and is a predicted model, not a curated record. Lineage: Eukaryota; Metazoa; Chordata; Chondrichthyes; Myliobatiformes; Dasyatidae. Gene Ontology annotation, cellular component: membrane. Gene Ontology annotation, molecular function: G protein-coupled receptor activity. The transcript has a single exon.
AGUAGAGAAUUCUUCCGCAUCAGCUGUGAUGGUGCAGACAAGGGGCUCAGGUGCAGCUGCUGAGGGACAGGAGUAUGCAGUAGCAACGCUAAUGUGCCACUGAAAGGAUUGCUUCUCAAGCACAAUGAAGGUGCCAGACUCCUUACUAAAUCACGAGAUUGCUGCAUAAUUCUGUCAGCAUUCCUUUUCGCAAGUCCGUAGCAGUGAUUAAUGUAUAUGGAAGGCUGAGGAUUUCAAAUUGUGCAGGAAUACAGCUUGCACUGCUAUUUUUGCCCACUUCGCUUACUUAUCAAUUGAUUUCCCGAUGCUCUCGGUACUUCAGAAGACUUCAACGGGAGAAGAAAUGUAACAUGUAGAGAUCAGUGUGAGAGGCUUGUGCAUUUCUUCCAGGGCUCAUCGUCUUUUCCCGCUCUUCAUACAAUAGCUCUGAAUGAACAGCUGGAAGCAGUACACUGGAGGGAGCUCGUCAACAGCAUUGCAAUACUGAGGUGUGUCAGCAGUCCGCUGUUGCUGAGGAGGCAUGUGCGGCUGUUAAACGCUGACUGCAGAGACCAACAAGAGCAGCAGAGUGAGCCGGAGGAGCGGAACGAGCCGCAGAAACAGCAGCAGCAGUAACAGAUGCCUUGCCAGCGAUCUGCAGUCACUGUGGACUGUAGCCCACACCCAUCUGUGUCAUGAACCACUCCACGACUGAAUGGAAUUCCAGGAACCUGAGCAAUACCUCAGCCAACUUAUCCAAUCACCACGCUUGCCCUCUCGGCUUUGGCUACAACGACAUGGUUGAUGUAUGUGUUUUGGAGACUGUGAUUAUUGUGCUGUUGACAGCCCUGAUCAUCGUGGGGAAUCUGACAGUCAUCUUUGUGUUCCACUGUGCCCCUCUCCUUCACCACUACACCACCAGUUAUUUCAUCCAGACGAUGGCCUAUGCCGACCUGCUGGUAGGGGUAAGCUGUUUGGUUCCUGCUCUCUCCCUCCUUCACUACUCCACAGGUAUGCAAGAGUCCCUGACCUGCCAGGUGUUUGGGUACAUCAUUUCAGUGUUGAAAAGCGUUUCUAUGGCAUGCCUGGCGUGCAUCAGUAUUGACCGCUACCUUGCCAUAACCAAACCAUUGUCCUACAGCCAACUGGUAACUCCAUGCCGCCUCAGGAUCUGUAUCAUUCUUAUAUGGAUUUACUCUGGGACAGUGUUCUUGCCCUCAUUCUUUGGAUGGGAGAAACCUGGAUAUCAUGGAGACAUCUUUGAAUGGUGCGCCACCUUUUGGGAAACUAAUGCGUACUUCACAGGCUUUAUAGUCUGCUUGUUAUAUGCCCCAGCAGCCUUCAUUAUCUGUUUCACCUACUUCCACAUAUUUAAAAUCUGCCGGCAACACACCAAAGAAAUCAACGAACGCCGUGCCCGAUUCCCUAGCCAGGAGGUGGAAUCUGCUGAAGGCAGCCCCAGCCCCGACCGGCGCUAUGCAAUGGUCCUGUUUCGGAUUACAAGUGUUUUCUACGUGCUGUGGCUUCCCUACAUUGUUUAUUUCCUGCUAGAGAGCUCACGUGUGCUGGAAAGCCCUUCACUGUCCUUUGUGACGACUUGGCUGGCCAUCAGCAACAGCUUCUGCAAUUGCCUCAUCUACAACCUCUCAAACAGCGUCUUCAGGCUGGGAUUACGGAGACUAUGGGAGACUCUCUGCUCACUGAGCAGGUGUUUUGGUGAUGAAUCUCAGCGAGAUCCCAUACCCAGGAAAAGAGCUCAUUCCUGCUCCAUAUGAUGAUUCACCUAUCUGGAGGAGAUACACCAGUAUGGCAUUCUGUAUGGUCUUGCACCUUUACGUGAAGACGUGUAAAAGAGCAAAGACAUCAAUGACCAAAGGGCUCCUCGGAAAUGUGGAAUUUAUGCCCUCCACCUGUUUUGUCAUUUGGUUAGGACAUUGCUUAACAUCAUCCGUCCUCUUUGGUUCUGUACCCAUAAUAUUCAAAAUGGUUCUGUAACCUUUAGUAUCUGCCCUAGACAAAGUAGCAAUAUAUUUUGAAAUUUUCAAUUGAACCUCAGAUUUUGGUGUAAAGUUCUAGACAUCUACUACUCCAAAUAGGGUGAAAGCCUCCUAAUGUUUUCACAGUUUGGAAAUGCAGUGAAACUCAAUUGAUGUUUUAACCACUGAAAGCCCUCAGCUCCAUUCUUAGAGUAACUGACUGGUUAGUGGAUUGCAUUUACUGCAUUGUAAUAAAGAAUAGAAAAGCUGAGGAGUGAAGUCAGUUUUGUGAAGAGUGCACACUGUGACAUUCUAUCAAUUGUUCACUGUCUGGUCAUUGGGAGUAUGGCGCAGUAAUUUGUACAUCUUUCUGUAGGAACAUUAGCACUUUUACUGGAUGUGCCAUCUUCUGUGGUAGGCAGCAGUUCUUUAUAAUAUUUCAGUGUCAGCUUGCAGAUGUACUGGUGGAGUUUAUUCUUUGUCUGCAUCUGAUGUACUUUUACAUGUUCAGUAGUUCAAGGUGAACUGUUUCAAUUUGAGCAGGAAUUGAAUUCAUUUUCAAAUUUAAACACUAAAAGUAAUUAAAAGCAUACAGUGCAGUUAACCAUUAUUAUCCCAAAAGAUGCUACUCGUCAUUGUGUCUGCAACAAUGACUUGGCUCGUACAGUCUGUGGUUCUGGCACAGUUGAGGAGAGCUUAGUGAACGAAAGUGUUACAAAUGCCCACCUGGCUUGCUCAUUUCAUUGGCAUCGAGAUUAAUUAUUUAGAGAGUUAA